AUGAGAACUGAGAAUUGGAAGCUACUAGCCCGGCGCUUGAAAUUCUCAAUCCCAGAUGGCACUCAUGGUGGUUUUGAGGGGAAGGGAUACGUUAUUACGUGGGAUGAUAUGCAGGUGGAUGAGCCGUGGGAGAGAUUUGAUUUAAGAGACAAACAUAAUCGAAGUAGGAUCAUUGUGGUCGACAAGAACGGUAAGGGCGAUUCGCGUACAGUUCAAGGUGCAGUAGAUAUGGUUCCCCAAGACAAUGUAGAGAGAGUGAAGAUAUACAUUCUUCCUGGAAUUUACAGAGAAAAGGUGGAAAUUCCAGCCUCAAAGCCAUACAUUUCAUUCAUUGGAAAUGUGAAUCACACAAACGAAACUGUUAUUACCUGGAACAACAAAGCCUCUGAUAAAGACAAGGAUGGGAAGGAAAUAGGAACCUUUAGAACAGCCACAGUCUCAGUAGCAUCCAAUUACUUCUGUGCGAGUGGGAUCACAUUCGAGAAUUCGAUAAAGGCAGCCCCUGGAAGCUACGGCAUGCAAGCUGUGGCAUUGAGAAUAGGUGGUGAUAGAGCCAUGCUCUAUAACGUUAGGAUUCUUGGAACACAGGACACACUUUUAGAUGACACUGGAUCGCACUUCUUCUACCAGUGUUACAUUCAAGGAGCUGUUGAUUUCAUUUUCGGCCAUGCAAAGUCAUUGUAUCUGGAAUGUGAGAUUCAUUCAGUAGCUGAAAAAUAUGGGGCCAUAGCAGCUCACCACAGGGAUGCACCAGAUGAUGAUACAGGGUUCUCCUUUGUGGAGUGCAAAAUCGCGGGAACAGGUUCCAUAUACUUGGGAAGGGCUUGGGGAAAAUAUUCGCGAAUAAUAUUUUCAUACUGUGACAUUGACAACAUCAUUACUCCCUCGGGAUGGAGUGACUGGAAUGACCCAUCUAGCCAGAAGACUGCAGUGUUUGGUGAAUAUCGGUGCACGGGCAAUGGAGCCGAUAGGAAGAAUCGAGUGCCAUGGUCCAAGUCUUUGAACGACAAUGAAGCAAGGCCUUUUCUGGAUUUGAGCUACAUAGGUGGACAGCAAUGGCUGAGCCUGUAG
This is a messenger RNA of Ilex paraguariensis (yerba mate), 1071 nucleotides long. The record is from the annotation of a GenBank genome assembly. NCBI's taxonomy places the organism in Eukaryota, Viridiplantae, Streptophyta, Magnoliopsida, Aquifoliales, Aquifoliaceae.